AUGUUAUCACGUCUUGGACUUCAACAAACUACAAAGUUAUCAUCAAAAUUAAUUAAACCAACAUUAAUAAGAGGUAUAAAAACAAUUCCUCAACCACCUGGAUUUAUUGUGGGAACAGUAAAUGAUGCUUAUGUACCACCAAAACCUCAUAAAUUAGAAGGAUCAUAUCAUUGGACAGCAGAAAGAUUAGUAAGCAUUGGAUUAGUUCCAUUAACUUUAGCUCCAUUAUUUACAGGUGCUUCUACAUUAGUUGAUUCUACAUUAAGUGCUUUAUUAUUGUAUCAUUGUUAUGCUGGUUUUCAAUCAUGUAUUAUAGAUUAUAUUCCAAAAAGAGUUUAUGGUAGUUUGCAUAAUUAUGCUAUGUAUCUUUUAACUUUGGGUACCGGAAUUGCUGGUUAUGGUGUUUAUGUAAUGGAAAAAAAUGAUGGUGGAUUAUAUAACAUAAUUACUAAAGUAUGGAAAGCCUAA
This is a messenger RNA of Lodderomyces jiufengensis, 468 nucleotides long. Its product is annotated as succinate dehydrogenase membrane anchor subunit. Lineage: Eukaryota; Fungi; Ascomycota; Pichiomycetes; Serinales; Debaryomycetaceae. Gene Ontology annotation, cellular component: mitochondrial envelope; membrane. Gene Ontology annotation, molecular function: ubiquinone binding; heme binding. The record is from RefSeq and is a predicted model, not a curated record. Bases 1 to 468 code for a protein of 155 amino acids. The transcript has a single exon. Gene Ontology annotation, biological process: mitochondrial electron transport, succinate to ubiquinone; tricarboxylic acid cycle.